AUGCCUCAACUAUCUUCUCCCCCUCGACCGGUGACCAUCCGAGCUAGAUCAUCUACUAUUAUUGGGACAGGUUCAACAUCCGCAGGAAGUAAUCAACCCGGGCCUCCAUCAAUCGAUAUAUCAGCUUCAUCCUUUCGAAUCACAACGAAUCCUUUGCCUGGCCCUUCAAUAUCGACUUCAGCUUUGACUGAUCAACUUGGAAGCAGUGGAAGUAAAAGGUCAAGGAUACUAUCUGGAGGAGGUAAUGGUCAUCAAAGAAUAUCGUCAUGGCCAAGUCCACCUCAUCCAGUCAUGAGUCAUAUGCCAUCAGCACCCGUCAUUCCAACAAGAGCAAAUUUGGAAAGUGGAGUUUUAGAUUUGACUUUGGUCGACAAAGAUAGUGUCGCUUUGUUACUUUACACUUAUAAACCUACGAUCACCAAUAACAAUGGUCCAGCACAUCCAUCACCUUUACCUAGCACGUCUUCAUCUUCAACAGCCCCUUCUUCUCAAGUCUUGAUCAACUACGCGGCUCUACCAUGGGAUGCUAAAGCUGGAGAUUACCUUGAGAUUCGUCAGAUACAUCGAAGGCAAGCUCAACAAACAUUACAAAAGCUAGGUCCUGAAGGGGAAUCAAUUCGCAAAAAGAAGAAAGACGUGAAUCCAGCCUUGAAUGGUGUGAAACCUGGAAAAGGAAGAGAAGGUUAUGUUUUCCGACUAGGGGAAGAUUCACCUACCAUCAGUGCUCAUCAGAUACAGGUGCCAGAUUCAGUCGCUACUGCUUUUGGGUUCCAACAACGUUUGGAGGUUGAGGUUCGACGAAUCACCGAAAAAGAAUCCGCUCAUACUGAUUAUGUGGAAUUCUACUUUUCUCAAUACUUGGGAAGAGCGGACAUGUGGCGUCUUGGAAUGUCAUUGGAAGGUAUGACGUUGCAUGUAGGAGAAAAGGUUUCAUUAGCGGGAGGCGCUGUUAGAGCAGAGGUGAAUUUUAUCGUAAGGAAUGAGAAAGAUCCUAAAACUGGCAGAGAAAGGGAUAAAAGGUAUUCAAGUGGGAUAGCAACCUCUAAAACGAAAACGAUCUUCAGAAGCAAAAGUGCUCAAGUUUAUCUAUUUAUUCAAUUAUGUCAGGAAACUUGGGAGUUCGAUGAAGAUGGUGAGAGGUACAUCGAAAAGGUUGUACACGGCUAUUUGCCGGAUCUCUUUGCACGGUGGGCGGAGAAAGGGACUUCACAUGUUGUUACGAUCAUAUUCUUUGCUAGGAUAUACUACGACGAAGAAGAUGUUGUCUAUUUGCAGAAGCAUGGUUUAGCCGGUAGUCUGAUCAAGGAUUACGCGGGGAGACCUUGCAAAGACUUCUUCAAGGUAGCUGUCGAUCUGGAAAGGAGAAAUGAUUGGACUCAAGCUUUACCUGAAAUCAAGAAACAACUUGAGAAGAGCGAAAAGGAGUUGAUGCUGGAUUAUCAUUUUCAAUUGAUGGGCGGGAAAUCAUAUACUGGAGAAGCCGUUAGAUUAGUUGGUAGAUGGAGUUUUGCUUACGAAGGAAACGCUUUGGAAGCAAUUAAUCUCGCUUUGAACCCAUUUGACGAACAUCACGUUGACAGAGAUUUAUCUCGUACGGGUUUAUCAAUAACUAUCGUCACACCUGGAACCGGUCAUUUCGCAGUCGACAAAAACUUACUUAGAUUAACCACUGAGAGAAUGGUUGAUCACGGAAUGAGCGUAGAUUUCGUCUGUCUAACGAAAAUGCCGUUACAUAGUGUACCGCUCUUCAGUUACGUUUCGCAUCGUCCACGAACGGGAAUAGCAACGGAAGAAAAUCCAAUGAAUGCAAAAGAGAAAUCUAUUACGCCUGAUCUCCUUUAUUUUGACGCUCAUAUGUCACAUAUCAAGGACGUCGAAUUGGCGGAUUGUUAUUCCCUUCCAUCUUGGGUCAGCGCUUCCUUUUACGCUGUGACACAUGACAAACCAUUUCGACCAGACCGAUUCAUCCCCCGAUGUAAAAUGUACGAGAUUCAAAUGCUCGGUAUAUUGGAUCAUAACCUCACAACGGUCAUUGUACCUUAUGUCGAAAUCGAUGAUAUGCCAAUGCCUAGACGACCUCUAUCAGCAGAGGACCGAAAGACAAUAAGGGAUGAAUUUGAUCAAUCGAUUUUUGGUAAUUGUAAAAUAGAUCCCCCAGUCAGUAAGAUCGGCUCUCCUCAAUUGGACUCUGUUUCUGCUUCAGCUAGCAUCCCAGCAAGUUAUCAAUCCGCUAGGUUAUUGGCUGAAAAGGAGAAACAAGAGAGAUCGAAUUCGAUGCAUUCAACUAGACCGAAAUCUAUAGGUGGAUUUGGAAAUGGCGCGAAACUAUCACCUAUCAAAGCAAUGAUUGAUUUGGAGGAUUCACAUGCUCUUGGUAAGAAAAGAACCGAAUUCAGAAGUUCUUCUCCUGCGCCGUCGACAUUGAGUUUAAGAAGGGGAUUGAAAUCGGACUCACCAUCGAGGCCGUCUCUCAAUAUUCCACCAUCCCCGAUUGUUCACUCACCUUCACCCCUUCUCCUUCCAAUCAACUCAAUGUCACCCGCCGCUAUCACUCGUCCUACAUCCCCUCUACCUCCUGCUUCCACUACUUCCUCGCCCAUCGCAUCUGGCCGCAGUGCGUCUCCUCUUCCGGCACCACGUGAUGCGUCACCAUCUCGCGCAUCAAUCCUAUCAUCAGAUCAACAUGACUCUGGCGCAUCCACCCCAAGAAUUACACCUGUUAAGAAGCUGAACAACAAGAGUAGUAAAAGCUCCUUUGCCAGUCGAUUCGGUGCAAGUUGGUUAUUUAGUGGAUUGACUUCCACUCGAUCUCAACCGAGUCAUGCUGCGCCAGCAAUGGAAACAAUAGGUCGAACGGAUGUCUCUUCUGUCACUGGAAAUCGUUCUGAAUCACCGGCACCAUCUUCCAAAGGAUCUGGGUCUGUUCCUCCCACUAAACCUAAACCAAAAAUGCCUAAUCCUGACCCAAUGAUAACUCCAAGUACACCUUCACCAUCGAAAGACAAAGCCCAUAUACCUACACAAGUUACACAACCUUUACCAAUAGCAAGUACGACGUCUCGAUUGAGGAGAACUCAGACUGCAGAAGAAGAUCCGAUUUCUCGUUCAUUGAGAAAUUCAAAAGGAUUACCACAACAAAACAGCAAUCAACAAGGAUUGAGUAGAUCGCAUGAACAAGAUUUAUCAUGGAGAAAUAGGAAUAACGCCUUAGUACAAUCAUCAAGACAUUUCACUGUAAAUCCCUGUAAACCUUCAGCUGAGACUAUAGAUAGAGUAAGAGAUGCAGGAGGUAGAAGAUGGAGAUUUGUCCUACCUAAACAAACUCAACAGCAUAUUGUUCAAUGGCCAAGCUUGGUAGCCACUGCUUGUUUACCUUUGACGACUGAUUUCCUACCGACUCAAAAACAAAGCGAUGAGCUAUAUACGACAGGUACUUACAAUGUACAAUGUUACCUUGAAGAUGGAGCCUUUCUUAUCCGAAGUGAUGCGGCUGAAGAGAAUUUACCAUUGGCCAUGAUGAGGGAGAUGGUCUCACAAAGGUUGUCUCAGAAUUUCCAAGUCAUAGUUCUUCCUCACGAUCUGAAUGAACCGGGUGUGGUAAGACCAAUGCCAAUACAUCUCGAGAAGGAUUCCGAUAUAGGUGUAGAAUUAGUCUCGGGUGGUGCAUCAGAAGUCCUAAAGAACGGUAAAGGUGCCAUAUGGAUGUCUUGGGCAAAUCAUAUUCAUCGAUUAUUAUUUCACCCUACAAGACAGGAAAUCAUAGUCCAUUGGAUGACAAGGAAAGUCUCUCAUUCGACUGAUCCAGUGAAGUAUAGAUGUCUAGUUUGGCCGGUAGGGAUGCAAGGAUACCAGCCUGCCGAAGCGACUUUUGGUUAUCCUGAUGUCAACACCAAGAUCAACUAUAACCAUCUCGAUCACUUGAUCAACGGCGAGAGACGUACUCUCGAUCCACUGAGAUAUUGGAGAACAAGAUUCAUUCUGAUCCCAUCCGGCAAGGAAAUUGUUUAUUUCCCAGGAUUAGUUCCCCAAAACGAACAUCUCAAUCAAAUUGAUUUAUUGUGGUUGGGCGCUCAAAAGGUGAUUGAAACUCUGAAUAGGUAUUUAUUGAAAUCACAAAGUGGUACUCCUCAAACUCCACUGAGAAUCGUCACUACAACUUUUGAUCCUUCAACUUGUGUUUUAGAUGAAGAAUUGAUGAUGGAUCUUGAGAGGCAAAUCAGCGGUAAAGAAAAGGUGCAACACAACGGUGAAGCAGGCAGGCAAUUGGAAGGUAUGAAGUUGGCAGAUGUUGCUGAAUUGAUGAGUCAACCUGGUAAUGGAUUGAUCAUCAGGACGAGAUGGUGGGAAGCUCGUCAACACGUUCAAUCUUUCACUGGAGCCCAGUUCUGCGAGUGGCUACAAAAUACAUUCGAAGACAUUUUGAGUCGAGAAAAAGCCGCCGAGUGGGCCGAAUCAUUACUUGAAAAAGGUCUUAUUGAACAUGUCACGAACUCUCAUGGAUUCUUAGAUUACUGGCACUUGUAUUAUCGACUACGGGAGCCGUACAAUUCGAUGUCAAAGAAAGAAUCCAAGAACAAGUCAUGGUUUGGUACAGGAUCUAAAGGAUCCUCAUCUACAUCUGCAUCAACCUCGAAUCAGAACAGUAGAGAUGGAAGUGAUAUCCCCACGAAUGGAGAUGGUAGACUCACUGCUUCAUCAUCGACUAAUACAGCUUUGACUACAUCCAUUUCAACCUCAACUUUAAACAACCCUAAUCCCACACAAGUUCAAGCCUCCUUACCUUCAACUACUCCGCCAGGUGCAAGAGCUCUCUUAGCUAAAAUGUAUGAAGGUCCUCAAACCAGAUCAUCAACUGGAAGGAAAAGAAAAGUGAAAAUGUCUCAAACCCGAGUCUUGGAUCUGGACCCUAACAAGAAAAGUGAUAGAGCAGAAGUCGCAAUACUGCACUCGGACGUGGUGCACAAUGCAAGAAAUGCAUUCCACUUCGAACUUAACUGGUUGGGUGUGACCGCUGCAUUACUCGAAGAACUGCGACAAAAACUUUCUGCUCAAGCUGAAAGAUAUGGACUCCGUUUCGUUGAAACUCCGGUCGAACAAUUAGUUGAUCUACCUCUAAAAUGUGCUUAUCGAACUGCCUUACCGAUCCCCUUGGCACUGCCGCCACCUAUCAUACCAGAUUUACAUACUAGGUUACUCAGUAUAGCACAUGGUACAGGACAGGUUGAGAAUUAUUUCGAAUAUUGCAUAUUAACAAGGAAAUUUGGUUUCGUCUUGGAUGUGGAAGCGUUCAAUAGAUAUCCUGAAAAUAUCGAAGUGGAAUAUUCAUACAGAAAAUCGAAAUUUGACUAUUCACAAUUUUGUCAUAAAACCGGUCUAGCAUUAGUUCAAUGUCUGGGAGGUGAAAAAGGCUUUUUGUGGUCGGAUAAUAGAUUAAUCGUUUCUGCCCCUACGCGAAAAACGAAUAACGUCAAUGGAUCAAUAUCAAUUGGAAAUCGAUCGGAAGAGGUCAGAUUAUUGAGGAAAGAAUUGCAAGAUUUUUGUAAUGAUAAAGAACAGUUAAAGAAGUUUUAUGAUGAGAUGACUCCUCCUUUACCUGGUUCAUACGAUGAACCCGAAGUAGAUGAUCAAGUGACAGAAGAGGAGAUAUUGGAUGAGAAAGGAAAGGAAGACAAUAACGACAGUAUUAUCAAUGAACAAGAUAUAGACGUGGAUGUGAAUGCGAAUGCGAGUGUGAAUGGAGAUACAACUGGGGAUGAGGAGAAAGACAUUAGAAAUGGAUUAAGGGAAACUUUGAACGAAUAA
Messenger RNA from Kwoniella shivajii, 5802 nucleotides. RefSeq lists its product as uncharacterized. The record is from RefSeq and is a predicted model, not a curated record. Gene Ontology annotation, biological process: intracellular signal transduction; positive regulation of autophagy; negative regulation of TORC1 signaling. The coding region runs from base 1 to 5802 and encodes 1933 amino acids. Lineage: Eukaryota; Fungi; Basidiomycota; Tremellomycetes; Tremellales; Cryptococcaceae. Gene Ontology annotation, molecular function: GTPase activator activity. The transcript has 11 exons. Gene Ontology annotation, cellular component: GATOR1 complex.